Messenger RNA from Strongylocentrotus purpuratus (purple sea urchin), 1655 nucleotides. Its product is annotated as stabilizer of axonemal microtubules 1-like. The coding region runs from base 189 to 1655 and encodes 488 amino acids. Gene Ontology annotation, molecular function: microtubule binding. The transcript has 9 exons. The record is from RefSeq and is a predicted model, not a curated record. Gene Ontology annotation, biological process: microtubule anchoring. Gene Ontology annotation, cellular component: ciliary basal body; axonemal microtubule; centriole. NCBI's taxonomy places the organism in Eukaryota, Metazoa, Echinodermata, Echinoidea, Camarodonta, Strongylocentrotidae.
ACGCUUUAUGACGUAUGCAUGCUGCUGUAAUAUUGGACGUGAAAGUUGAUGGCCACACACCAUGGCGACAAACGAGGAUAAAAGGCAUAUGAAGUGGUUAUGAUCAGAGAAUUACUGGUUUUCAAGGGAAUUAAGCGAUGUGACUUUUUUUUUUCUCAUAGAAAUAAGCUAGCAAUCUGAAAACGAAGAUGAGUCAAGACGCUGCAAUCCGCAAUCGCAUUAGCAAUAUAAAAAGUGCCAAAGACCAGAUGGAAGUAUAUUCAUCAGAAUACCAAUCUAAGUAUAGAGAGUGGCCUUUGACGCGCCCACGUGAGGCGAUCAGACCUAAGGUCGCUAAGGGUGUUUCGGGCGGGACCAGUCCGGCAGAUAUGGUAUCAUGCACCCAUCGUGUUUUUGUACACCACGAGCUCAAAGGGUCUCCCAGGAGCUACAAACCCAAACAUGAGUUCACUGCCCCUGAUGUUAAGAUGGAGACUAACACGACAUACAAUGUUGAGUAUCACGAGAAGAAAGCAAAGCCACGCCCGUCACCCUAUAAACCGGGAGAAAUGGUCAUGGAUAACAAGCCUUUUAAUACGAAGACGGUCUACCAAGUCCACUUUAAGGAGUUUACUCGGGAAGAGCUGGAUGCAUGCAAUGUGGAGGUGAAGCCCCAUCACGAUAAUCUAGGCAAAGAGGAGAAGGAGGCUUUCAAUGGACAGAGCACUGCUCAGGAUUCCUUCCGUCCCCCCGGUAAGGUCCUUCCUGCCACCUUGCUUAAACCGACCGAAAAAUCCCACAUCGACCCCACCCAGCCCUUCCAGACCGAAACCACUCACCGUGCCGAGUUCACCGCCAAGACCAUCCCGCAACGCCAAACUCCUAUACCGCCAAACAAGUGCAUCGAGCCUAAGCGAGAGAAAUCUCAAUUCCUGACAGUGUUCACGAGAGACUUUGUAAACCACAAGACGCUCGCCCCCGUAGAGAGCUACAAGCCCAAACGUCCCUACAGAAGAAAUCCAUCCAAAUUUGAUGGAAGGACAACCAAUCGCAUGUCGUACCAACCAAUCCCGUUCCUUUCCAUCCAGGCUCGCCCAGCCUGGGCUAAUCGUGAUAAGGCGGUCGUAGUUUCCAAGGCUCAACGAGCAAAGCUAGAUCUCAAGACUAGUUAUCAGGACGCAUACGGGGACCCAAACCGUAUCAUUCCAAUGGAUAAAUGCCGAGGAGUCCCCUACAAGCUCCCCUGUAACCUGGGACGACCGAGUGCUGGAGCACCGAUGGAAGUCACGACUUCCUACAAAGUGAGCUAUGUACCAUGGGAAAAGGCAAAGAGGACUGAGACCUACAAAUUGGAGCGGCCAUAUACGAUACCCGUAGCCCCCUUCUAUGGGCAAUCUACCACUGGCACCCACUACCUGGGCAUCCCAGCGCCCCCGUCCAAAUCGUUCAAGCCUUCCACCCGGCCCCGUUCCGGUCCGGGUAAGAUGAGCAACGUGACCACUUACAGGGCCACCUUCGGGCGGCGUGCAGCCAGCUGCCCCCCGCCGCACGAUGCGGAGCGGUCAGCCUCCACAUUGCAGGCUUCCAGGACGGAGAGAACCAUCAAGACCCCAACUGUGCCCCCAAAUACAGCUGCCAACAAUUCCCCUAAAUCGUUCUCAUCUAAUGCCAUCUAA